Pungitius pungitius (ninespine stickleback) is the source of this 1213-nucleotide messenger RNA. RefSeq names its product microtubule-associated protein 1 light chain 3 gamma, like (gene map1lc3cl). The record is from RefSeq and is a predicted model, not a curated record. Gene Ontology annotation, cellular component: cytosol; autophagosome membrane; autophagosome. Gene Ontology annotation, molecular function: ubiquitin protein ligase binding. Gene Ontology annotation, biological process: macroautophagy; autophagy of mitochondrion; autophagosome maturation. The transcript has 5 exons. The coding region runs from base 259 to 654 and encodes 131 amino acids. NCBI's taxonomy places the organism in Eukaryota, Metazoa, Chordata, Actinopteri, Perciformes, Gasterosteidae.
UCGAAAAGAUCCACGCUCGUCUAACUCGGGCUCCGUGGUUCAGGGUGGCGGAUGACGCAUAUUCGGAUUCCUAUACGGUUCCCGCGAAGGCGGCGGGUUAACGGAGCGACGUCGUCAAGCUCUGAACGGCGCUGUGAGCAGCACAGCGGGGUUUACUGACUUCCACCCGAGGGGACUCCACGUCAGCCCGGGCGAGAACGCCGCGCCGCCUCCAUCGCCUACCGGUCCUCAGUGAACCGCCCCGACCCACAAACAGACAUGGCUCCCUUCGAGAAAUCCAUGGAGAUGAUGCCCUUUAAGCAGAGGAAAUGCCUCGAAACGAGAAAGGAUGAAGUGUGCACCAUUAGGACUAAAUUCCCCAACAAACUGCCCGUGAUUGUUGAACGUUACAUCCGUGAAAAGACUCUCCCCCUGAUGGACAAAACCAAGUUCCUGGUUCCCUUCGAGCUCACCUUGGGCCAGUUCCUCUGUCUGCUCAGGAAUAAGAUUUCAUUGGACUCCACCCAGGCUUUGUUUCUGCUGGUGGCGGAGAAGAGCAUGUCCUGCAUGUCCUCCAGCAUGGGGGAGGUUUAUUCCCACCACAGCGACACCGACGGCUUCCUCUACAUCACCUACGCCUCGCAGGAGAUGUUUGGAGCGCCUCGGCCGCGCUGAGACUGAAGCAAAUGAACGCGAAAUGACCCGGAGGAGGAUCUGAACCGACAAACAACCCAACUGGAGGCAAAAAAAGAAAAAGAGCCACGCAGCCACAAACUGCAUUUCAGGCCUACCUCACGAAGCCUUCUGGGCUUUCAAACACAGCGAAUCGCCACUGGACCAGACUCGCACGGAGGAUUCGUUGCAGACAGAUUGAUUGCUUGAGUGGAAAGUCAAUACAGGUGCAAUAGUCAAUAGUCAGUGAUUGUUGUCUCGUGAUGUUUUUCAACAUCUGCUCUUCAAAUAGAUCCGAGGCAUUCGAUGCAAACAGACCUGUGGUAACUUUGCUGUAAUGCUGUAAAGCCUCAGCCACCAUCUCCACUCCAACAGGGUCAAUGUCUUGCUGGUUAUCAGACUCCUGCUCAGCACUUAUCUCUUCUCCCUUCGUUGAUUGCCUCUUUCAUCCUCGUGUUCCCUAGAAAUGUGAAACGGUGCUGCGGAUUCUUGAGGCACUCAUUGAAAACAUGGAUGUCAAUUGAAAUGCUGCUCUUUUUCAUUUUCAAAAAAUAAAUCCCUG